CGAAUACAAGAAAUAUUCAUAAACUUUUUUAAUAUAUACAAAUCUUUGAGUUUGUUAAGAUUUGCCUUCAUAAACAUAUAUGUAAAGUUCAACUAGUAUUACAUUUUAGUAUUUGUACAAAAAUAACAUGUGAAUUUUUUUUUCUAGUCUUGGUGACUUAAAAAGCUCCUAGGCACCGAAAUCGAGACACUCUCGACAACCAUGCUCUCUGACGCCGGGGGUGGUUCCGAUUGCCGGCGUCGGGACUUAUCAACUCCCAUCAACCUUCAUGUGUUCUAUAUAAGCUUUAUCUUCAUUGAAUCUUCCUCCGUUAUCUCAAAUCUCUCAAAAUAUCUAAAUCUCCUUUUUUAUGUGAGCUUCUUCACUGAAAGUUUUCUUUGUGACGGAAGAGUAUAUCGAUGCUCUAUUGGCUCCGAUCUGACUCAGAUCUUGGAUGCAUCUCUGUCUUCGAACCCAAAACAAGAAAAUUCACAACAGUCCAACAGCUCCUCUUCUCAAACAUCAGAGCAAGACUUCAUCAACUUAUCAAAAAGCUCUAGAUCUGGACUAGCACCAACACCACCUUUGGUUUCUUCUCACCGGUUUUCGUUGAUGGCAGGAGUAUCUCUUGGACCAUCAGAUGUGCUUCUUCCGCUGGGAACGUCGACGGCACACGACGAGCUCAAACGCUGGCAAUGGUCACCCUAUAUGAUUCACAGUCGCCCAUCAUUCCAAUUCUUCAGAAUGACGGAGGCGCUUUCCUUAUCCCGACAACAUCAACCCUAGGGUUUGAUUGGAUGAGCCUCAUCUUUCAUUAAAGCCCAAUAUCUCCCAUGUGGCCCAUAUCCAGGUCUGAUUUCCCUAUCAAUUUGCAUAGUCUCUCUUUGCUUUGUUUCUCGACAAAGGAUGGUCGUCGACUCCAUUCAGCUUUAGGAACAAUGCAUCUAGAGGGGAUUUGCUUAUUCAAUUAUCGAAACCUUAUGAUUGUUUAUCACUAGAUGCAUAUCUAAUUUGGAAACUUAGACCAUCCCCAAUGGUUAAGAACCAAUUGGUUCUUAACCUUGCAUCUUCACAAUUGUUUAAAUUAAAAUUUUGAAACAUGACAUGUAAGAAGCAAAUCUUAGUUUUUAAUUCAUAAAAACUUCUUAGAUAUGAAGCAAAUCUUAGUUUUUAAUCUGUUUUGAUUUACUUUUAAAAUUUAAUUCUAAGAUAUUAGUGUAAGUCUGUAAGAUACAUCUAAGUUACACCCAUAGAGGUGCUCUUAGGGGAUUAGUAUAGUUCUCAAACCUUAAAUGUUGUGAUGCGAUGAAAGCAUCUGCUCUUUUAUUUGGUUAUACUUUGAGAUUUGAUAUUUCCUCUAGAAAGCCUAACCAUGGCUUCCCAAGACUAAUGGGCGAAGCAUCCCAACCCUCUCGAACCUUUUGGAUAAAAACGCGUCGGUAUGUUCGAUCAAUUCUUCUCUCAACCCUCCUUAAACUGAACGACUUAUGCCUUGAUUUGAAUGGAAGAAAUCUCCAAUCGAGUCCUGCUGCAUUUGCUGCGUUUUGGACUUGUGAUACUCUUUGGCGAAUCCAACAACCUUACUCCUCUAAGGAGAUACCUUCGUCGGAACCUUAUUUUGACAGUGGGAAAAAGUUUCCACCCGUAGCUUCCAUGGAGCACUUCUACGAAAGCUUUUUGGCGUCAAUCGCACGAUAAAAAGAAAAAUCGUUAAACUACAUUUAUAUAAAAAGAAGUAAUAAAUGAUAAAAAGAAAAACAAGAUACGGUAAAUAAAUAUACUCUCUCUCUUUUUAUAUAAAUGUAGUUUAAGGAUUUUUAUUUUUUCUCAAGAUAAAUGUUGUUUUUAGCUUUUUAUGCAAAUAAUAAAUGUAUUUAAAUUUUUCUAACCUACUAUACUUAAUUAUAUAUUUUUUAUUGGUUAAAUUGGUUAUAAUAAAUGAUGUUUUUAUAUAAAAAGAUAGAUUAAAUGAGAUUUUUAUAAUUUUUUAGUAUGUUUGUAAAUAAUUUAAACUACAACUAAUACGAAGAGUGGGAGUAUAAAGUUUGAAAUUAAAAACAGAAUAUGUUGACAUGUAAUAGCUCACAUACCCAAAGAUGCAAUUAUAAAUACAUUUUUUACCAAGUUUUGCUGCAAUUACAAUUUUUUCGGAUAGUUUGACUACUUUACCUAGAACGGGAACCAGUUUUGAAUGUAAAUAUCUUAACUGACUCGAACUUAAAAAAAUUUAUAAAUUUAUAAAUUUCGAAUGGGUCUUAAACUUCAUUACCUGAAAAAUCGGAACUCUAUUUUGUUUUUAAGAAUUACACAAAAUAAAAAAGAUUCAUAGUUCAUACGAAAAUAUGACAAAGAAUUAGGUUGUUUGCCUCGUAUAAGGUAUUGACAUACUUUAUUCGCUUCAGCGCUAAAACGGACAUUGAUGAUUUGGAUUUUGGACGGCGUAGCUAAUGGCAUUAUCAGCUACUGGCUUGAGAUAAUAAGACAUCGAUCUAGGAGGCUUUUCUAUCGUCAGCUACAAAAUUUCCUCAUAAAUAUUUCAUUUUCGUUUCAUAAGCAUUUUUCUUGUUAUUAUAUACUUGUCAAAGACGAUUAGAUUAAUUAUUAAUUAAAACCCAAAUCGAAUAGUAAAUGGAUUUAAGAAACUAGUAUUUUUCUCUAAUUUAAAACAAAAUUAUUUCCUUUUCUUGCCGGCAAA
This is a messenger RNA of Arabidopsis thaliana (thale cress), 2674 nucleotides long. RefSeq lists its product as uncharacterized. The record is from RefSeq and is marked reviewed. The coding region runs from base 202 to 765 and encodes 187 amino acids. The transcript has a single exon. NCBI's taxonomy places the organism in Eukaryota, Viridiplantae, Streptophyta, Magnoliopsida, Brassicales, Brassicaceae.